Molecule: messenger RNA, 1373 nt
Organism: Sphaeramia orbicularis (orbiculate cardinalfish)
Lineage: Eukaryota; Metazoa; Chordata; Actinopteri; Kurtiformes; Apogonidae
Product: glutathione-specific gamma-glutamylcyclotransferase 1-like
Exons: 3
Coding region: 269-889 (206 amino acids)
Biological process (GO): glutathione catabolic process
Cellular component (GO): cytoplasm
Molecular function (GO): glutathione specific gamma-glutamylcyclotransferase activity
Source: RefSeq, a predicted model, not a curated record
UGCUCUGAACAACAAAUACACGUGUUUGUACAUCAAGGAACAGAACGUAGAAGGACAGUAAUGACACUUUGAAAUUAUCUUUUUUUGAUAACAUUUUGUAUGAUGCUAGACCUUUUAGGACUAUAUAAUAGUCACGGUGAAAUGUGUCAUACGGAGAAAAGACUCGGAUACCGAGGAGAAGCUACUUGUUGACAGAAGUGGUCUUUGUCUUUCUUUUUCUUUCUUUUUUUUUUUUUUUUUUUUUUUUUUCAACAGACAAGUGUUUACAAUGAAACCUCAGGAUAUUAUCAAGGAAAAAAGUAGCUUAUGGAUAUUUGGAUACGGCUCCUUAGUGUGGAAACCUGAUUUUGCAUACAGAAGAAGUAAAAUCGGUUACAUUAAAGGGUACAAAAGGCGUUUCUGGCAUGGAGAUGACUUCCAUCGAGGAGACAAGGAAAAGCCUGGCAGAGUGGCCACACUGGUGGAGGAUCAAGAGGCCUGCACAUGGGGAGUAGCGUAUGAGGUGACUGACUCCCAGAUAGAGGAGUCCCUUCAGUACCUGAACAUCAGGGAGGUGAAGUUGGGGGGUUAUGUAACAGAAAUGGUGGAGUUCAUCCCCAAGGAAAAAGGGCAGGGUAGCCUGCCCGCCCUCGUGUACAUCGCUACUUCUGACAACCCCAUCUACCUCGGCCCAGCUUCCAGCCAGGAGAUUGCCGCCCAGAUUGCCAUCUGCAGCGGCAAAACUGGCCACAAUAUUGAAUACCUGGUCCGCCUGGCAGAGUUCAUGAGGAUUUACUGUCCAGAAGCAGAGGAUGAUCAUCUCUUUGGAAUUGAAGAGGCUGUUUUGAACUUUGUCCGUGAUGGGAUCAAACCCCCAGAGCAAAAAUCUCUACUAGUAGGAACUACAUAAAAGACUGCAUAAGGCACUCCUCCAUCAUUAAAUCCAACCUUGUGGUGUUUGGAGUCUACCGGUGCUUUGUUGCUAUUUUAAAGGGAAGAUGAGGUUCUGCCACAUAUGUUCUUAUUUUUCCUGGGCUUGUGUGUUCUACACAAACAUAUGAUUUAAUACAAAAUAGAACUGUGCUGAUCUUUUGGAUGAAUAUCAUAUGUUGUAUGGUAUCUUAACCUUACAAAAUCAUCAUUUUCCUAAGUACUAUACUUUUACGCUUUUUAUGUUUUGACUGCAAAGACAGAAUUGUAUUUAUAUAUUUGUUUGCUUUUUACUGUAUGAAAACAACAGAAGAAUGUGAUGCUUUUAAAAAUUCACACUAAAACAUGAUGUCUCACUUGAAAUACAGUGUUUCCAACCUUUGUUGUAAAAGGAAAUCAAAAACUAUUGUUUACUCUUUACAUUUUUAACGUUAUUUUAAUAAAACCUGAAAUCUAUAAGACCU